UAAGUACUUGUUUGUAACAAAUCGAAAAUAGGAAGGAAAAGUUAGGAAGGAACUGUGCUAGCAAAUAAAUUCAGAAUUUUACUAAUUAUCGUUUCGGCCAAGUUAAAAGUGAUAAAGCAAUAUGCAUGAGGAGCUAGAUGACAUGGGCUGUGUGGUCAGCAUUGUGUUGAUCUUCUGUGCGGCUGCCUUAGCGUAUUUAUACGUCUAUCGAUAUCAACUGAGACAUGGCGGCCGCAUCCAACUGGAUUUGGCCAAGUUGCGUGCUACCGAUCUGCCCGACUUACCGCCGAUCAAGUUGACCCUGGAUCAGUUGCUGGGGUUCGAUGGGACCCGAAGUGAUGGCAGAAUACUGGUGGCGCUCAGGGGAAAAAUAUACGACGUGUCCAGUGACUUCCCAGAAUUCGGCCUGAAUGGCACGCUGUCCCAUGUGGCUGGCAGGGAUUUCACUUACUAUCUCGAGACAAUAAUGGACAUGCACAACUCGGAGAUCAACUAUGUGGAUCGUUGGGAAGCCAUUCUGGAGACGAAUUACUCACGUGUCGGCAUCGUAAUCGACGAGCUCGGCCAUCCCCUAAUCGAAAAGAAAAGUAGUCUGAGUGUUAAAGAUCCACAAAAUUCAGAAACAGUCGAACAAGAUCAGGAGGGUGUGGUGAGAGCAGAAGAAGUCGGCGCUACUGAUUCGGAUACUGCCGUCUCAAAUGUGAAGUCAAAAAAGACACUGAACGAGGUGCUAACAGCAGAAACCCUGCCAUCUCAUACAAUGCCACUGAAAUAUUUUGAGGAACCCAAUUCAGACCUCGUUAUUACCGCGGAGAUGUCUGAUUGCUAAAAAUUAAUAUCAUGACCACUUUGGGUUAGAUUUGCUGUUUUAGAAGAUAAUUUCGAAUUUCCUAAUAAAGUUAGUGGGUGUUGCAAUAAACUGUUGGCGUAAAAAGGGA
Messenger RNA from Drosophila biarmipes, 938 nucleotides. RefSeq names its product membrane-associated progesterone receptor component 1. The record is from RefSeq and is a predicted model, not a curated record. The transcript has a single exon. The coding region runs from base 122 to 829 and encodes 235 amino acids. NCBI's taxonomy places the organism in Eukaryota, Metazoa, Arthropoda, Insecta, Diptera, Drosophilidae.